Nelumbo nucifera (sacred lotus) is the source of this 906-nucleotide messenger RNA. Its product is annotated as RING zinc finger protein. NCBI's taxonomy places the organism in Eukaryota, Viridiplantae, Streptophyta, Magnoliopsida, Proteales, Nelumbonaceae. The record is from RefSeq and is a predicted model, not a curated record.
UUUUUAUAGUAAAAGGGUUAUGAAUUCUUAUUGAAGAUUAAACUAAUCGGAGGUCUAGUCUCUCCAAGCUAAGAAGAAGAAAUGCCGAACUUUGGCAUCCUUUCAAUCGGAGAGUGUUUCGAUGGAUGCCGCAACCAUAGUCAGUCCUCUGGACUGGGCACAAGGGUCUGGAACCUGACCGACAAGCCCUUAGAAUUGCAGAUAAGGGUGGGGUCUAUAUUGAAGAAAGGUCGCACCCUAAAGCCAGGAUCUUCAAAGAGACUCAAGUGCAAGAGCAUUUACAAGGCUUACAUGCCGAGCAGUAGCAGCGGUGGUGGUGAUGGGAUGAAAAGCUUGCUCUAUUACUAUGACGAGACGUGCCACCCUUACGUGUGGAUACAUGAUAGUGUGAGUGACUUCUCGAGGAUGGUGAAGCAACAGUAUAUUAGUCUUGAGGACUUGAGGGACUGCUCUGAGAUCAGGAUAUUCAGGGACCAUCAGAGAGGUUGCAUCUCAGUGCGCAAGAAACCAAGGCCAGAUUUAUGUUGAUUGAAUGUGAGUGGUGUUUUCAUCUAAAUAUAUGGUGUAUUUUCCUUGGGAGUAUGAAACAACCAAUGGGAUUUCUUGUUCUUCUUUUGAUUUUUUUUUUGAUAUUAUAUUUCAAAAAAUAAGAUAAAAGGUUUUAUGUUGUAACUUUGGUUCAGGUGUCUAGAUUUCACAGGAUUAAUUGCAAUUCUUUGUGAUAAAGAUUAAAGAAUUGGUGCCAUGCAUCCAAUUGUAAACCAUCUCAGCUAUUUUGGGCAAAAGAAUCUGUUUAUAUUUCACCAACAAUUAGAUGAUCACUCCUGAGCAAUCUUUGCAGCAAAACACCAUCUUGUCACCAAAAUGUUCUACCGGUAUUGAACUUUAAUGCAGAAUUUAUUCUAG